GAGAAGGACCGGCGAAGAGACGACGACGCCGAGACGGUGGUCGUUCGAGUUCUCGCCGGAGAAGAUGGUGAUGAUUCGUUCCAGAUUCGCCUUCUGACCGCUGAGCGUGUGUCAUCUACUGCAUAUCCCUUCUUGCGGGGAUUAUCGGUUCCUAAGCAUCUGAAAUCGGAGAGGAUAAGAAUAGUUUUUUUCUCCCCCUUUUGUAUCGGUUUUGUUUUCUACGAUUGUGGUGCUGGCGAUGAGGAAGGGCCGUGCGCAGUCCUCGAAGCUGACGGCGGCGGCGGAGGCAACUGCUUUGGCGGCGGCGGCGGAGAUGCGGUUCCGUGGCGUUCGGAAGCGGCCCUGGGGGCGUUUCGCGGCGGAGAUCCGUGACCCGUGGAAGAAGACGCGGAUCUGGCUCGGCACCUUCGACUCCGCCGAGGACGCCGCACGCGCCUACGACGCGGCGGCUGUCGCCCUCCGAGGACCUAAGGCCAAGACUAAUUUCCCAUUACAGCCAUCGUCCUUACCAACUCAUCCUUCCGUCGCCGCCGCGGCUUCCGCUCAUUUCUCCUUGCAGCACCCGUCACAGCCAUCUCAGCGGCCGAUUUCUAGCAGCCACAGCAGCACCGUGGAGUCGUCCAGCGGUCCGAGGCUGCCGUCUUCUUCUGUGCCGAUCCGUCUGCGGCAGCCGGAGCAAAGGCGGCAGGCCAACCCCCCGGCGCCCCCGCGUCCGCUAAACGGCGACGGUGACUGCCACAGUGACUGCGGAUCCUCUUCUUCCGUCGUCGAUGACGACGACGACAUGAUCAUAUCUUCCUGGCCGCAGCCACUGCCAUUUGAUCUUAACCUUCCGUAUCCAGAUGAUGAUAUCCAGGACACGGUUCUCCGCCUCUGAUGAGCGUUCUCUCGGCCGAGAGAAGAGAACAAAUUCAGGAAAAAAAACAAACUGGUUUUUCCCUUCUCUCCUGAGUUCUUCUGAUUUCUCCCCACGAAAACAUUCGAACCCUGCCUUUUUAUACUUCGAUCUACAUGUACGGGGUUGAAUUUAAGUUUUGAAAGCUAUAUGACGAUGAGUAUAAUUCAUGGAUCAAAUUGUGUAAGAACAUAUUUGAGGUUUCUCUUAGUUUGUUACUCUUUUGCCUUUUGUUCAAUGCACGAACAGUUCUCUA
Messenger RNA from Zingiber officinale, 1151 nucleotides. Its product is annotated as ethylene-responsive transcription factor 3-like. The record is from RefSeq and is a predicted model, not a curated record. Bases 239 to 877 code for a protein of 212 amino acids. Lineage: Eukaryota; Viridiplantae; Streptophyta; Magnoliopsida; Zingiberales; Zingiberaceae. Gene Ontology annotation, molecular function: DNA binding; DNA-binding transcription factor activity. Gene Ontology annotation, biological process: regulation of DNA-templated transcription. The transcript has a single exon.